Messenger RNA from Dendrobium catenatum, 3335 nucleotides. Its product is annotated as putative aconitate hydratase, cytoplasmic. The record is from RefSeq and is a predicted model, not a curated record. Gene Ontology annotation, biological process: citrate metabolic process; tricarboxylic acid cycle. Lineage: Eukaryota; Viridiplantae; Streptophyta; Magnoliopsida; Asparagales; Orchidaceae. The transcript has 20 exons. Gene Ontology annotation, molecular function: aconitate hydratase activity; 4 iron, 4 sulfur cluster binding. Bases 421 to 3120 code for a protein of 899 amino acids. Gene Ontology annotation, cellular component: mitochondrion; cytosol.
AUGUCUCCUCGCCGAAGCCUUCCUCAUCCAUUUUCCUCUUUUACCCAACGAAGGAUCCUGCAACCAGAUCAGGAUGAUUCAGAUCCUCCCCAGUCAUCAUGCUAACUAAAGUUGUAAUUUUUCAUCCUGUGUAAUCUUCCUUUUUUGUCUCAUUUGAAUCUCCGUUCUUGAGGGUUUGAUGCCGUGCCAGCUAUAAACUCUUCCUCUCACCUUGUCAAAUACCUCUACUUCCCUUCCUAGCUGCUUCUCUCAACCCCCGGUGCCCUAGCAGCUUCUGACGCUUUCUCCUACGACAUACGUUUCUCUCCUUGUAUUCCAUCGGUAGAUUCGUGCGAUCGCCGGCGUCUUACAGGAGUUUGCUGAUCGUCUACAGCGACCGGAUCGGGAUCUCUUUGGCGUUGUUCGAUUGGAUUGCCCGCCAUGGCUUCCAUAAAUCCUUUCGAGGACAUCCUCCUCAGCCUUCCAAAGCCAGAGGGUGGUGAGUUCGGGAAAUACUUCAGCUUACCUGCUCUCAAGGAUUCAAGGAUUGAUAAACUUCCAUAUUCCAUCCGGAUUCUCCUAGAAUCUGCAAUUCGUAACUGUGAUAACUUCCAAGUUACCAAGAGUGAUGUUGAGAAAAUCAUAGAUUGGCAGAAUACUUCUCCAAAGCAAGUUGAGAUUCCCUUUAAACCUGCACGUGUCCUUCUUCAGGAUUUUACUGGCGUACCUGCUGUUGUUGACCUUGCAUGCAUGCGUGAUGCUAUGAACAGGCUGGGUGGCGAUUCAAAUAAGAUCAACCCACUGGUGCCUGUGGAUCUCGUUAUCGACCACUCAGUGCAAGUAGAUCUGGCAAGAUCAGAAAAUGCCGUGCAAAUAAAUAUGGAACUUGAAUUUCAAAGAAACAAUGAACGGUUUGCUUUUCUUAAAUGGGGCGCUAAUGCAUUCCAUAAUAUGCUAGUUGUACCUCCAGGCUCUGGUAUUGUUCAUCAAGUCAACCUAGAGUACCUUGGUCGAGUUGUUUUUAACAAUGCUGGCAUCCUAUAUCCAGACAGUGUUGUUGGAACCGACUCACACACCACCAUGAUUGAUGGUUUAGGAGUUGCUGGUUGGGGUGUUGGAGGUAUUGAAGCAGAGGCUACAAUGCUUGGUCAGCCAAUGAGCAUGGUUUUGCCAGGAGUUGUUGGCUUUAAAUUAUCCGGUAAAUUAUGCAACGGUGUAACCGCGACGGACUUGGUGUUAACUGUGACUCAAAUGCUGCGGAAGCAUGGAGUUGUUGGCAAGUUUGUUGAAUUCUAUGGUGAAGGUGUCGGUGAGUUAUCACUGGCUGACAGGGCAACCAUUGCUAACAUGUCUCCAGAAUAUGGUGCAACCAUGGGCUUCUUUCCAGUGGAUCACGUCACUCUGCAAUAUCUGAAGUUGACUGGAAGAAGUCAUGAAACUGUGACAAUGAUAGAGGCCUAUUUACGGGCAAACAAAAUGUUUGUUGACUACAAUGAGCCGCAGGUUGAAACUGUAUACUCAUCUUAUCUUGAGCUGGACCUUUCCAUUGUCGAACCUUGCAUUUCGGGUCCAAAGCGGCCUCAUGAUAGAGUUCCUUUGAAAGAAAUGAAGGCAGACUGGCAUUCUUGUUUGGAUAGUAAAGUUGGAUUCAAGGGUUUUGCAGUACAAAAGGAAUCCCAGGAUAAGGUUGUGAAAUUCGAUUUCCAUGGGCAGCCUGCAGAAUUGAAGCACGGCAGUGUUGUUAUUGCAGCCAUAACCAGUUGCACCAACACAUCAAAUCCUAGUGUAAUGCUUGGCGCUGCCCUUGUAGCGAAGAAAGCUUGUGAGUUAGGUUUAGAGGUUAAGCCAUGGAUCAAAACGAGUCUUGCCCCUGGCUCUGGUGUUGUUACCAAAUAUUUACUUAGAAGUGGUCUUCAGCAGUAUUUGAAUCAGCAAGGAUUCCAUAUUGUUGGAUAUGGCUGUACUACAUGCAUUGGAAACUCUGGGGACCUUGACGAGUCUGUCGCUAAUGCAAUCUCAGAAAAUGACAUUGUUGCUGCUGCUGUACUUUCUGGAAACCGGAAUUUUGAGGGAAGAGUGCAUCCUUUGACUCGAGCUAAUUACCUAGCCUCACCUCCACUUGUGGUAGCAUAUGCUCUUGCUGGCACAGUUGACAUUGAUUUUGAGAAGGAACCAAUUGGUACCGGAAAAAAUGGAAAGAGUGUAUAUUUCAAGGAUAUAUGGCCAUCUACUGAAGAGGUUGCGGAGGUUGUUCAAAGUAGUGUGUUGUCUGACAUGUUCAAGAGCACAUACGAAGCUAUCACAAAAGGAAAUCCUAUGUGGAAUAACCUUUCUGUCCCAGUCUCAACUCUUUAUUCAUGGGAUGAAAAUUCUACAUAUAUUCACGAGCCACCAUAUUUCAAGAAUAUGAGCAUGAAUCCACCAGGUCCGCAUGCAGUUAAAGAUGCCUAUUGCUUGCUAAACUUUGGUGACAGCAUUACAACAGAUCACAUUUCACCUGCUGGUAGCAUUCACAAGGACAGCCCUGCUGCUAAGUACCUACUUGAGCGAGGUGUAGACCGGAAGGAUUUUAAUUCAUAUGGAAGCCGUCGUGGGAACGAUGAAAUAAUGGCUAGGGGAACCUUUGCAAACAUUCGGCUUGUUAAUAAGCUUUUGAAUGGAGUGGUUGGGCCAAAGACCAUUCAUAUUCCAACAGGGGAUAGGCUUUCUGUAUUUGAUGCAGCAAUGAGGUACAAGGCAGAUGGCCAUGAAACGAUAGUUUUGGCUGGAGCAGAGUAUGGUAGCGGUAGUUCCAGAGAUUGGGCUGCUAAAGGUCCAAUGUUGCUGGGUGUAAAAGCUGUGAUAGCUAAAAGCUUUGAGAGAAUCCACCGAAGUAACUUAGUUGGAAUGGGUAUUAUUCCACUUUGCUUCAAGCCUGGUGAUGAUGCCGAUUCCUUAGGUCUUACUGGUUACGAAAGAUACACCAUUGAUCUUCCAAGCAACAUUAGCAGCAUAAGACCUGGGCAAGACAUUAUAGUUGUGACAGAUAAUGGAAAGUCUUUCACUUGCACCCUUCGCUUUGAUACGGAGGUGGAAUUGGCUUACUUCAAUCAUGGCGGCAUUCUUCCUUACGUAAUCAGGAAUUUGAUUAAUUUGUCAUAAUGACAAACGAGCCUGUUAAUCUUUCAGACUGGACCUGCAACUUCAGCUAAAAACCCGUAUUCGAGUGUUUCUGAUUUUUACACCAAGGAAAACAAGGUUUCUAAUUUUAAUGAACUUGCAAAAGGACAUUACAUCAUGCCAGAUACACAAAAGUUACAUUUAAUAUUAAUUGAAUUUGAACUCAAUUUCAUAUAUGAGUGCUUUUCUUUGUUUUC